[Candida] anglica is the source of this 1518-nucleotide messenger RNA. Lineage: Eukaryota; Fungi; Ascomycota; Pichiomycetes; Serinales; Debaryomycetaceae. The record is from the annotation of a GenBank genome assembly.
CUGAUCUAGUGGUUAAACAAGAAAGUAUGAGUUCCGGGAUUUAUAAGAAGCUUGACUCUCUUCAAUUCGAAGCGUUAUCGAAAAUAAGGAAGAUUGUCUCGGCGUUAGAUAUCUCUGUGAUUGAAGAAGAAUAUUCAUUUGAAGUGCAACGUCAGAAUUUGGCUCAUGAAGUAUUCAUUGCUAUAUCCGAGUUCAAGAACUUGCUUGAGACUGCCAGGGUCAUGGAGGAAGAGCAGGAUUCCCCGUCGGUGCAGUACCAGGUGUAUUGUGACAAGCUCUUGGAUUUGAAACUUCGACUUCGUCAGGCUCAGAUUCAAUCGACAGAAGCAGCAAAUGAAAUCAUUCAUAGACAAAGAUUAGCACAGUUUUGUGCAGACCCCAUUACCACGAAUACCAAGACUGAAGAUGAAAUAAGAAACGAGCUCUUUGGGAAAAGACUGGCGACAGGAGUAAACUCAUCGUUGACCGCUCAAAAUCAAUUGUUGAAUAAGAAUAAAUCAAUCACUGCCUCUUUACAGGCAACCCGUCAAAUGAUGUCCACAUCCAUCAUGCACACCGAGCUUAACAUUGACACCAUAGACCAACAACUGAAGGACUUGUCGCAACUCAACGACAAGUUCACAGACUUCAAUGAAGUGUUGAACAAGUCCCGUGCCAUCGUUAAGUUUAUUCAGAAGCAGGACCGAAGUGACAAGAACAGAAUCUACAUGAGUCUUGGAUUCUUGGCCCUUGUGAGUUUCUGGGUAGUUUGGAGGCGAAUCCUCAAGGUUCCGGUAUACUUUAUGUUGUGGUCAUUCUUCAAAAUAUUCCGGAUCUUCAAUUGGAUGGUGGGGAGCACCGCCACUUCGAAUAACAUGGUUGACGUUUCACCAAUUGCAUCUGUAGUGGUAUCUGCGACCACUACUGCUACUAGCAUUGCUAGUUUGGCUGCUGCAAGUGUACUGAGCGUUUCCACCGCUAUGACAUCUGCUCCGGAAUCAGAUGGAAUAGUCAUGGAUAAAGAAUAUACAAUGGACAUUGAAGUCGACCAAGUCCAUCUGACAUGGGAAGAAAUAGUUUCAGAAGAGAUAAAGAAGAUUGAACUAGUGGAGCCCAACUCUAUCGAGAAUGAGAAUGAGCAUGAACAUAAUCAAGAAGUUGAUAACAGGAUUGUAGAUGAGUUGUAGUAUAACUCAAGUUGGAAUUGUUUUGUGACCUUCGACAAGAGUUGUGGCUAUCUCACCGAGCAGAAAAUUCCAGAUCUCGUUUAAAUUCGAAGUUAAGUGAGCUGCUUCGCUGGAACUCUGUGGGCCUCUGGCGUCUUCCUUUAAUGGGGAAUAUGAGAUUACGGGGUUUUCACCUCGCAGAUGAGCUAGACAUCACGAAGUGAUUCUCCUCAAGUAGGGGUCCAGCGGAGCGUCCCUAUAUUCCCCCGUCGGGCGAGGAGGACAAAUACUCUUUCCACUCCUACAGUUACCUACACCUCACAUCAUUUCAUGAUCGUUAAUAAGUAUAUAGUGCUAUAAUCCAUAUCCCUCU